Messenger RNA from Astyanax mexicanus (Mexican tetra), 1311 nucleotides. Its product is annotated as gastrula zinc finger protein XlCGF7.1-like. Bases 197 to 1129 code for a protein of 310 amino acids. Gene Ontology annotation, cellular component: nucleus. Gene Ontology annotation, molecular function: DNA-binding transcription activator activity, RNA polymerase II-specific; RNA polymerase II cis-regulatory region sequence-specific DNA binding. The transcript has 2 exons. Gene Ontology annotation, biological process: regulation of transcription by RNA polymerase II. The record is from RefSeq and is a predicted model, not a curated record. Lineage: Eukaryota; Metazoa; Chordata; Actinopteri; Characiformes; Acestrorhamphidae.
CUCUGGUUUCCUCUUCAGCAGUGUAUGAUAGGUGGCAGUAUGGAACUAGUUUUCCAUCCGAAAACCCGCAGAAGCAGAAACUGGAGCUCCACGAGCUUUCAGCUAGUAAAUCUGAAGGAUUGAACAGUUCCAGUCUUCGCUGUGGAUCAGCGGAGUCCGUUCUGAGAAAGAAAUGAUCAUCAGUUAGAUGAAUUGAAUGCUGUUCUGUCCCAGGUCUCCUGCUCCUAGUUUUGACAUUCCAACCUGUUUCAAAUUUAGCUACGGAAAUUCUCAAUCAGACACUCAACAAUCAACCAGAACCUUUCACAAAGAGGUUAAACUACUAGAAGAGGGGAAGAACAUGGAAUCCACAAAAACCUCCAGUACUCAGCAAACAUCCUCGCCUACCCCUCCCAAACAAAUGCAGAAAAAUACAGGCAUGAAGAAAACUCACCACUGCUCAGACUGUGGGAAGAGUUUUAAUAAACAGAGUCACCUCAAAGCACACCAGCGCAUUCACACUGGAGAAAAACCGUUUCACUGCUCAGACUGUGGGAAAAGUUUUAAUCAACACAGUUCUCUCAAAAAACACCAGCGCAUUCACACUGGAGAGAAACCGUUUCACUGCUCAGACUGUGGAAAGAGUUUUAGUGAUCAGAGUAACCUCAAAAUACACCAGCGCAUUCACACUGGAGAGAAACCGUAUCACUGCUCAGACUGCGGAAAUAGUUUUAGUCAACAGAGUGCUCUCCAACAACACCAGCGCAUUCACACUGGAGAGAAACCGUAUUACUGCUCAGACUGUGGGAAGAGUUUUGGUUAUCGGAAUACUUUCCAACAACAUCAGCGCAUUCACACUAGAGAGAAACCCUAUCACUGCUCAGACUGUGGGAAGAGUUUCAAUAAACAGAGUAAUUUCAAAAUACACCAGCACAUUCACACUGGAGAGAAACCGUUUCACUGCUCAGACUGUGGGAGGAGUUUUAAUCAACAGGGUAAUCUCAACAAACACCAGCGCAUUCACACUGGAAAUAAACCGUUUUAUUGCUCUGAAUGUGAGAAGUGCUUCCGGUAUUCACGUACUUGGAAGAAUCACAAAUGCUGUAAAAUUAGUUAUAGAACUGGGGUGGGUUUCCCGAAAGCUUCGUAAGGCUAAGAACUUCGUUAACUCGUACUUAAGAUUGAUCGUUAAUUAAAGAGUGUUUCCCAAACCCGUGAGUAACCUGACCCAGUCGUUAUUCUUAACGUUAUACUUACAGGGAAUUUUGCUUGCAGUUCACCACCUUAAACACCAGGGACCGCCAAUUUUUAGGGAGAAAAAUAUUAUUUCUG